Messenger RNA from Strongylus vulgaris, 1160 nucleotides. The record is from the annotation of a GenBank genome assembly. NCBI's taxonomy places the organism in Eukaryota, Metazoa, Nematoda, Chromadorea, Rhabditida, Strongylidae.
AUGCCACCAGUGACAAAUUUUGCCGCAAAUCCACGCUAUGGCCAAGAGCAGAACAAUGAGAAUUCUACCAAGAAAUCCUCCAGCCAUAAGAUUAUUAUCAACCAGUCGAAAAAAGAAUCGUUUAACGUCCUUUCUGGACUUCGUGGAGUUCAAAAGCGGCUUAAAAAUGCAUGGACCGUUGAGACGUGGGUUUUUCAAGCAACUGAAUUGUUUUCUCAUGUAACAAACACAGACGAAAUUACAGAUGGAAUGUUUGAAGGAGUGCGAGCCUUUAUUCUACCACAUCCAAGAGCGAAGUUCAAUGUUUCUGAGAUGGAAUCAAUUGGACGUUUUCUCACAAAUGGUGGUUCCGUACUGGUAAUGCUCUCUGAAGGUGGAGAACAGGCAGCUGAUACAAAUAUCAAUUUUCUUCUUGAAGAAUUCGGAAUUGUUGUCAAUAAUGAUGCUGUCAUUCGCAGUAUUUUCUAUAAAUAUUUCGAUCCAAAAGAAGCCCUUAUCUCAAAUGGUGUCUUGAACAGAAGUGUAGCUAUAGCAGCUAAGAAAAGUGUAUCUACAGAUCAGCAAAGCAAUUCACAGUGGGUAUUCACUAGAGCUACAAAAAACGUUUGGAACGAGGCAGAUUACCGUUUCAGGACCAUCUCGUUCGUGUAUCCAUAUGGUGCCACAUUAUCCGUAAAUCGUUUGGCCACGCCAGUUUUAUCUACGGGUAGCGCUUGUUUCCCAAUAGGGAGGCCAGUGGUUGCUUUUCAUGAGACUGAGAUGUCAAUGAUACAUACCGGCUACCUACAGUACCCCUACAGUACCAUCUCCGUACUAACUUCCAGACAGCAAAAGGACGACUUGCAGUUUGUGGAUCUGUGCACAUGUUCUGUGAUCAAUAUAUCGACAAAGAAGAAAACAGCAAAUUGUUUCUUUCUCUUUCAGGAAUCCAUUAUGGACUAUCUCCUAGAGGGUUACGAAUUGAACAAAAUUGAUGCAACAGAACCGGAACUCUCCGAGUACUUGCAGAUACCGGACCAUGUGAAGUUGUCGGAAGAGCUUAAGGUUUGCAUGCAAGAAGCUGACUUCGAUCUCUCUAUAACAUCUGACUUCACAAAAUGCUUUGAACAGUCCAUUACCUCAUUUGAUUUGAAUGUUUGGCCGAAAGUUUUGAGGUAAGG